Oryza sativa Japonica Group (Japanese rice) is the source of this 2146-nucleotide messenger RNA. RefSeq lists its product as uncharacterized. The record is from RefSeq and is a predicted model, not a curated record. NCBI's taxonomy places the organism in Eukaryota, Viridiplantae, Streptophyta, Magnoliopsida, Poales, Poaceae.
CACCCGCCCCCGACGACCGCCGGCGUCGCCUCCGACUCCGGCAAGGCCCACCAGAACACGCGCCGCCGCGGCCAGCCCUCCCCUCCGCCGCUGUAUUCCUCCUCCUCCCACCCCGUCCGCCGCCAUCAACACCUCGCCUCCGCGCCGCCUUCUUCCCCUCCGUCGAGGCGUCAGCGGCGGCUAACGUCGUCGGAUCCCCGCCUCCUCACCUCCCCGUAACGCAUCCCGCGCCGCCUCGCCGCGCCCUUUCUCCGUCACCUGCCACCGCCCCGCCCCCCCUCUUCCCCCUCCUGCCUCCGAGCACCCCAACCCCUAACCCUAACUUGUCGUCACCGUCGCCGGAGUCCACCCGAGAUCGGUAGAGCCCUGCCCGGACGCGGAGAAGAAGCUGCCUGGUCCGCGAUCGGAUCGUGAAGCAGAUCGACAGGAGGCGCCACCAGAAACAAGCAAAAAACAAAAGCCUCCUUACCAGCUCCCUCCUCAUGAGUUACUGAUGGCUCCAAAAAGGAAAGUGAAUGAGUCAAUUGUGGCUAAUCUACCUAUUCCUGAUCCAUCAAUGCCAAUUAAAAUCCCUGGAGACUCUAAGAUUGAAAUUCAAAACCGAAGCAGAAACUUGACAGUUUAUGCCAGCAAAGUUGUUGAUAGUGUGGCAUAUAAUGCUAUGUUGUCAUAUCCGGAAGGUCAACAAGAGAAAUGUGUAGCAGUGUGUAGAAGAUUGGAACAUGCUCAUGCACUUUUUGACAUCCUUGCAAGUUGCUCCCACAGCAACAUCAUUGAACCUAUUGGAAUUUGGGAAGAAAAGGGGACGAAGCUGGCAUAUAUUGUUUUUCCAUGCUUUGAUGGACCACUGAGUUUAAUUCCAACAGAAGAAAUAUUUGAUGUGGAGGAUGCCACGAAUGACAAAUCUUAUACAUUUGGCUUCACUGACCAAGGAUGCAAAAUUUUUGUAGAAAUGUUUAUGGCCGUCAAAUAUGUCAAUGACCUAUAUGAUGAUGAACAAAUACCUUUGAAGGCAUUGAAUUUUGAUGAAAGUAAAAUAUUUUACCAGUUGAACGCUCAGCGGGACUACCGUGUCCUGUUAACUGACUUCAAGUUGGAGAUUUCACCAACCGGUAAUGCGAGAAAUAACCGGAAAGGCAAGGGUAAAGCUUCUAGCACAGCAGUACCAACUGUUGAUGAGCUAAAGGUUGCAAAUUGGAAUGGUUUGGGGCAGCUUCUUCAAAAGCUCCAUAAAAACCUUGGACUUCACGCAGAACUAAACCAUUUUGCUGAACUUCUUGGGAAAAAAACAGUAAAGUAUGAAGAUCUGGUGUGGGAAGCUGGAUUAUGGGAACAUAACAGCAAAGUGCAAUUUAUCAGGGAGAUAUAUUGGCACUAUAACAACGAUGAGGCAAAAAUAUCCCAGCUUAAGCUUAGAGCAUCUCUUGGUCUCAAAAGCUGCAUUGACAAGUUGGAGGUGAACAAAUCAAGAGAGCCAAACAAAGAAAUCAAUGACAAAAGCUUGUAUAACUCCUUAUUCUUCCUCAGAGUUUACAUGGUUGCACACCGAGACGAUUUAAUCAAAGGAUACAGUGGAGCAAAGGAAACAGUGGAGGACAGGAAAGCCGUUGUGAGGCUGCUGAUGAAAGAGUGCCCUACAUAUAUGGUGAAACUCAUUGCAGAAAUACGUCAUUUAGGCUGGAUUAAGGAAUCACCAUUUUUGCGGAAGGAUAAUCAGUACAUGAGAGAGUUUUAUCCACCAAAAGCUGCAAAAUGAUCACUAUGCGUACAAUUGCUUCUGAUACACUGCUGCUCUUAGGAAAAGUGCUGAUGAAGGAAACUUUGGUACAAAUGACAUUUCGUUUUUAACAUGGUCUGGAAAGUUGCACUAAAUGGCAGGGGAACUUCUUGUGGCAAAAACUAAUGGAAUCAUUUAUACUUUAUGCACUGUUGUAGCCUGUAAUUUACUGCUAUGUGGUGUAUAACAUUCAUUUCACCUGCUUAGAUGAGGAUUAACAUAUACAAAGGCAAAAUUGGAAUGUGAAAAAAGUGUUUCCCCUUUUUGGCAUCUACAUCAUGAUAGAUUUAGGUAAGUACAGUAGUAUUUUCUUAUUGGACACAUGUUAAUAACAUAUUUUGGAUAUCUGGUGCACAAUUUGCAUCCACA